Molecule: messenger RNA, 402 nt
Organism: Morchella sextelata
Lineage: Eukaryota; Fungi; Ascomycota; Pezizomycetes; Pezizales; Morchellaceae
Exons: 5
Coding region: 1-402 (133 amino acids)
Source: RefSeq, a predicted model, not a curated record
AUGCCAGGGAAUUCGAAAGGAACACUCUUGAUACAUGCCGACAUUAGAUUAUAUCGAGAGCAAUUACGUCCAGAGGUAUCUUCCGGACGGAACUCGAGAUGGUUUGACUACAUCUAUGUAGUAUCGGAUGACAUGGGCUUUGUACAUACAAGUAUCCAUCCAGCUCCGAACACCGCUGUCGGACGGGAAACGUGGGCUUACAUGUUGCUAAGUAAAUACAUGUAUGUACUUUCGUCUCUCCUCUCGUCCAAUUGCUUGAUUUCGACCAGAGCUCAAAAGCGAUAUCUUACUGCGGAAACGAUCUUAUACAUCAUACAUCGAGUUAUGUAUAUGUAUGCGUACGUCUGUAUAAGUCAUGCACAGUUCAGAGAAUAUAUCAAAAAAGACCCCACAAAAUUUUAA